ACGGAAUGAACGUUUGGCUUGCUGGAUCCCAGUGAGAGGAACUUCUGGGUGGAAGAAGGUUUUCAGAGAAGGCUAUCUUCAGUCCGGCUACAGUUAUGGAGAGUAUCUCUUACUUCAACAGUCAACAAGUUCUUUGCAAAGAUGUUGAGCUGGGGAAAGAAAAGGAAAGAAAGGCCAGGUAUCGCACUUACCAGUGUGCCGCCAUCAUUCUGAGUGUGGUGUUCCUGAUUCUGGCCCUCUGCAUCUUCAGUCUCAGAUAUAUAUGGAGCCCAAACCUCGGGAAGGUGUAUGAUCAUCAAUAUAAAGCAGUACUGGAUGGAAUAGAGACCGAGGGCAUGAUGGAAAUCCAUCCAUCUGAGCGCAUCGAGAUCUUCAGGAUGGGAAACGGCACUGACGAGGUCCUGGAGGUGCACGACUUCAAGAAUGGCAUCAUGGGCAUCCGCUUUGCCAAGCACCAGAGAUGUUAUAUCAGAGGUCAAACCAAGGAGCUGCCCAAGCUGGAUACAAAGACUGUUGAUGUUGAGGUAACUGAGAGCGGUGAAGUGGAUAUGCAGAUGGUAGACUCUCAGAUAUGGAUUCCAGCCGAAGAGCCCAUCUCUAACAAAACAUUCUUGUCAAAUUCCAAGAUUUGGGAGAUUUGCCAAGAUCUCCCCAUCCACUGGAUCCACCCUUCUCCUCUCAGAGAUGCUGAAUUUCACGAUAUAGAGGAUGUGGAGGCCCCAGAGCUGGAAGCAAGAGGUCCACGUCAGGCCCGGGACGUCAUGGACCACGUACCAGUAAACGACUAUAGUGAAAUGGGGCUGGAGCUGGACAACAGCCUAGAUGAGCAGGGCUACUGCUGCCAGUACUGCCGCCGCGGGUACCGUUACUGUCGGCGAUACUACGAGCCCCUGGGUGGCUUUUGGCCAUAUCCCUACUAUUACCAGGGAGGACGGGUCAUCUGUCAGAUUGUCAUGCCCUGCAACUGGUGGAUAGCACGAAUGCUGGGACGAGUUUAAGGAUGCCAGAGGGAACCAGUGGUGCUAUGCUGCUCAGGGGUUUGCAUAGACAAGCUUUUACAUUUGUACAAAAAAAAGUCACAUAAACACUCAAAGCUUUUUUUCAACCUAUGUGUAAUUAAAACCAAAAUUAUGUUAAAAUAAUGCAAAACAUUGCUCAAAAUAUAUUCAACUGAGUGAUUAUCUUUUAUUACAUAUGUUGCUUCUUAGAUGAGGGAAAUUGUAUAUCUUAGGUUCUAUGGGUUCGUAUGUUCCCCCCACAUAAUCACCUAUUAGCAUCCAUUAGUUCAAUUCGUGGAACAACAAAUGAUUUCUUUUUAAUAGUACAAAUAUACUCCACGUCAGACUAUUUUCAACAGCGUUUGCUUGUAAUUAUUAUGCAUGCAGUUUUUAUGAGCAUAUUAAUUUUGAAACCACAUGGAAUAUUAGUCUCUCAAUUAGCAUGGUUGUAAAAACUGUUAUUAUAUAAUUAACUGUUUAAAACAAAGCUAGAUGGAGUCUAUCACAUUAAAAUGCAAGUAUUCCAUAUGAACUACCCACAUAUACAUGCUUAUACAUAUGUUAGGGCUGCACGAUACUAGAAAAAUCUUGUGAUAUACAUUGCAAUAUACUGUAUUUUCUUUUCGACUUAGUCCUUUUAUUAAUCUGGGGUCACCACAGCAGAAUGAAUCGCCAACUUAUCCAGCAUGUUUUACACAGCGGAUGCCCUUCCAGCUGCAACACAUCACUGGGAAACACCUACUGUAUACACUCUCAUUAACACUCAUACACAACAGACAAUUUAGCUUACCCAAUUUACCUGUACCACAUGUCUUUGGAUUUGUGGGGGAAACCGGAGCACCCGGAGGAAACCCACGCAAACACGGGGAUCAUGCAAACUCCACACAGAAAUGGCAACUGACCCAGCCAAGGCUCGAACCAGUGACCUUCUUGCUGUGAGGCGAUCGUGCUACCCACUGCGCCAUUGUGUUGCCAUAUAUUGUAUCUAUCUGAACAAUUAGAGCAAAUGAUUGAAUGCCACAAUUGGGAAAGAAAUUUUGUUUACACUUUAUUUUAAAGUUCAAUUCUCACUUUUAGCAUUCCAUUAUGUCCUUUGCUUCAAUAAACUCCUAAUAAGUUAUUUAUUAAUAGUUAUUAGGGUAGUUUAGGUAUUGUGUAGGAUUAGGGAUGUAGAAUAAGAUACAGAAUAUGUAGUUUAAAAGUAACCUCGAUAGUUAUUUUCCAUAUUGAACGAUAACAAUAUAUAUUCGAUAUAAGUUGUUAAUGCUUCCAGAUUUAAAAGAGAAUGUACAUUAAGUGGCAUAACAUAUUCUCGGCCAAUAUAUUUUCAGUGGUCGAAAAUUUGACACAUCUCUAAUAUCAACACUUUUAGAUUCCCAUUGUUGCACAUUUCUGCUGUGUGAUUGGCUCUUAGAUCAAUAAAGAGUAAAAAAAAGUCCAUAGCUUAUCAUUGUUAUUGACAUAAAUUUUGUUGGGAUUCGAUAUAAUAUAGUUUAUCGCCCCAGUCCUAUUUAAAAGUACUAAUAAGCAGCCAAUAUCUCAAUAACAUGCAUGCUACUAAGCGUGUUAAUAGUGAGAAUUGGUCCAAAGUGUUUCCAAAAAUAUUAAGUUUGAUUGAUUGGGAUGAUUCUGUAGGGCAGCAAAUCAUGCAUAAAAUGUAAUAAACAAACUACAAGUGUAGACAAAUGAAACAAAGCAAAGAUAAAAGUGAAAUAAACAGUGCAUGAUUUAUAGUUUUGUAUAUGUAAAUGUAAAAAUUACACUGCAAAGUCACCUCAACAUUGCAUAUCUAUGCGAUGUGACUAUUGUGGAUGCACACAUUAUGAUAUUGAUGCUGAAACAAUAUAUUGUGCAGCCCUAACAUAGAAGUGCCAAGAAAAUAUCCCCCACACCAUUACACCACCACCACCAGCCCAAACCACUGACACAAAGCAGGAUGGAUCCAUGCUUUCAUGUUGUUGAUGCCAAAUUCUGAACCUACUAUCUAAAUGUCGCAGCAGAAAUCAAAACUCAUCAGACUAGGCAACGUUUUUCCAAUCUUCUAUUGCGCAAUUUUGGUGAGCCUGUGCAAACUGUAGCCUCAGUUUCCUGUUCUUAGCUGACAGGAGUGGCACCUGGUGUGGUCUUCUGCCUUAACAACCAUGCCACGUUCAAAGUCACUUAAAUCACCUUUCUUCCCCAUUUUGAUGCUCGAUUAAAACUACAACAGAUCGUCUUGACCAUGUUUACAUGCCUAAAUGCAUUGAGUUACUGUCAUGUGAUGAAUGAAUUUGCGUUAACGAGCAGUUGGACAGGUGUACCUAAUAAAGUGGCCAGUGAGUAAACAGUAUAAAACUGUAAUUGGUCAAGAUAACAAAUUUAAAGAUUCCCAUUUUUAUUUGGAACGUGAAUGAGAAUUAUCAGACCUUUACAGAAUAAAACAAAUAUUAACAACUUCUUCAAACACAUACAUAGUAAAUAAGCACAUCCUGAGAAUUUUCCAAGUGGUCUCAAAUACUUUUCUAUGUUUUUCUAUGUCUAUUUCUUUGAGACGAACUCUAAUAAAGUGUAUUCAUAUGUCCUUGACUUAGCUGAUACUGGAAGCACAACAGAAACGGCAGCAUGGAAAUGUUUAGUUACUAUAGUCUAUAUGUUUUAUGCAGGCAUUUAUAAACAAAGAAAGUGUAGGUAGAGCCAUUGUAGCUCAGUGAAUGGUUUUAAUUUGAUUUAAUGUGUUUGCAUCACUUUCUGAAUGACAUUAAAUUAGCCUUUCCGAGGGCCUUUUAUUUGUCUUUUUUAUAGUGGAUGAGAGGCAUUAUAAGGAACCAGGUUAACAAAAGUACGUCUACAGUGAUUUGCAUGUUGAUAUUAUGAACUGUUUCUUUCUAAUGUAUUUACGCCGAAGCAAGUCCCUGCAGAACUUGGAAAAUUAGCCUUUUUUAAAAGCCGUUAUGUGGAUUUAAUGCAGUGUAGAACUACACUGUACACGGCUAUAUUUAAGUAGUGACAUUGCUAGCGCCAUAAUUGCAGGUCUGGGACUGUUUCAAUCAAUUCUUUCAUCCAAGCAAACGCGUGCUCUAUAAAUUGCAUUUACGUAAUCUAAUGCUCCUUUGUGUUUUUACAGCAACUUCCUUCUGAAUAAAAAUGGUAAAAAUUU
Messenger RNA from Danio aesculapii, 4134 nucleotides. It is a transcript of the gene tnmd, whose product is annotated as tenomodulin. Gene Ontology annotation, biological process: negative regulation of endothelial cell proliferation; negative regulation of angiogenesis. NCBI's taxonomy places the organism in Eukaryota, Metazoa, Chordata, Actinopteri, Cypriniformes, Danionidae. The coding region runs from base 96 to 998 and encodes 300 amino acids. The transcript has 7 exons. The record is from RefSeq and is a predicted model, not a curated record.